Caenorhabditis angaria is the source of this 4287-nucleotide messenger RNA. The record is from the annotation of a GenBank genome assembly. Lineage: Eukaryota; Metazoa; Nematoda; Chromadorea; Rhabditida; Rhabditidae.
AUGCCAGAAGCGUCUAUAGAGCACUUGUAUGCAAAAAUGACUCAAUGGGCCGUUUCAGUGAAGGAGAAGACAAAAGAAUUGGAGAAAAUGGUGAAAGAAGCGGCCAAAGAAGAUGAACCAACGAAGAAAGUCGAGGCGAAGAUAACAGCAGCAACAAAUACCCUAGACCGGAAAAACGCGCAUUUGAACCUCUCCAUUGAAGGAUUCGUAGAAGAAGUCGACAGAAUGCAAAAUAUUGCAACAGUUGACAAAGAGACAAUGAAGAAGGGUAUUCAAGACGCAUCCAAAUUUCUUGCCGGUGGCGAAGAAGCUGUAGCUUCGGCAACUGAACUUUUGGAGUACUGGAAACUUCAAAAAGAUGAAACUGCCGACAACACCACGACAAAUCAAGUGAACAACACUCAAGUUAUGGAAAGAUUACCACAACAAGGGACAAAUUUAUCAAAUUUGCCAAAAGUCAAAAUACCUGACUUUCAAGGAGAAGCCACAAAAUUCAAAAAUUUUUGGCACCUUUAUGAGGAUACAAUCGAAAAAUCGAACAUCAGCAAAAUGAUGAAAUUCAUGUAUCUUCAAUCUUUCCUCAAAGGACCUGCAUUGAAACUUAUUCAAAGAUUCGAGAUUUCGGAAGAAAACUAUGAUCCUGCAAUCAAACUUCUGAAGGAACGAUAUCAAAAUGAAGAAUACAUUACAGUUUCACUCAGUGAAAAACUUCAAUCGGCAACAGCAAAAUCCAAAAAGAUCGUAGAUCAACAAAAUCUGUUCGACGAGAUCUACACAAUCAUACAGCAAUUGGAAACUUAUGGAGAAAGUAUCAAUAAUAGGUUGAUGAAACAAUUGAUUAUUUCAAAAUUUGAAAUUGAGAUCCGAGAAAAAAUCAUUCGGCAAAGAGAUGAAGCCAAGGAGCUCGGAGAAGAAUGGUCGACAACAAUGCUGUUGAAGAAAAUCGAGGCAAUUCUCGACAGAGAAAGAAGAAUUCACAUUGCUCUCGGGAAACAAGAAGAACCACACACAAAGAAGGAGGAUAUUGGAGCAGAAACAAAAAGCCAAUCCAAUCAGGAAAAUGCGAAAAAAUCUGCGUCGAAAAAUCCUCAUACACACACAAAUGGAAAAAAGUCAAACUUUGUUCCAAAGAAAGUUGUUUGUAAAUUAUGUGACCAAGAAGGACACAACGUUUUCAAAUGCGACAAAUAUCCCACUCCAAAAGAAAAAAGAGAAUUGAUGAAAACAAAGACGUUGUGCUGGAAUUGUUUGGGAACUGAACACAAUUCAAAAGACUGCAAAUCCAAAUACAAAUGCCAACAUUGCAAUUCAAAUCACCACACGUCCUUGUGCCUCAAAGAAAACCGAAAUGAAAGGAACAUAAAAGAAAAGGUGACUAAUGAGGCACCUCAUUCAUCACACAACAAUGUUUGCACAAACCAAGUCAAACCAAACCAAACAGAUGGAAAAAUUUUUUCGAGGGACCAAAAGUUGCCAACUCCUGGAACAAUCCAAACAUUGUCAAUUGAAGCUUACAAUGCGAAGACAAAGAGUUGGGAAAAAAUAACUGCUUUUUUGGACAAUGGAUCAACAAACAGUUAUAUUUCAAGAAACAUUGCAAAUGAUUGGGAUUUGAGAAAAGAAAGAUCAAUUGAAUUCUCAAUGCAAACAUUUGGAAAGGAGCCUGAAAAGCAGAAUAUGGAUGUAACAAGGAUAAUGGUGAAGGACAACAAAGGUUCAAUCAAAGAACUGGAAGUUUUGGUCGCAACAACUCUUACUGGAAAAAUAUCCAAAACAAAAUUAUCACCAGAAGACCUACACCACAUCAAACAAUUGAACAUACAAAUCAACGAAGAAAUCGAAAAUACUGUUUCCACACCUGAUCUAGCAAUUGGAGCAGAUUAUUUGACUUGUGUGUAUCAAGGAGAAAGCAUUCCACUACCUUCGGGAAUGCACCUCACACCAACAAUUUUCGGAGCAACAUUGACUGGAAAACCACAAGGUCGCCAAGAAAACAACUACGAAAUCUUGUAUAACAAUGUUGCAAUACCCGAAAACCAAGUAAUGGAGAUGGAAUACGAGAAGUUAGCCGCAGAAGAAUUCACUGGAACAACUGAAGAAGAAAAGCAGUUGGAAGAUGAGAGAGUGCGGAAAGAAUUCCAUGAAACCAUCAAAUAUAAAGAUGGUAAAUAUUCUGUCAGACUACCGAAGAAGCCCAACAUCAAGGAGAAAUUGUCAAGCAAUUUUGGAAUUGCGUUGAGGCGACUUCAAAGCACACAAAAACAACACAAUCAACAAACAUUGGAGGAAAUUGCCAAAAUAUUCAAACAACAAGAAACAGCCGGAAUAAUUGAAAGGGUGGUCGAUUGGCAAGCAACAGAAGGCCACUACAAUCCUCACCAAGCAGUUCUCACACCAGAAAAAAUAACAACAACAGUUAGGCUGGUUAUUGAUGGAUCAGCACAUCACAAAAAUCAACCAUCUCUGAAUGACAUGCUCUUCAGAGGACCAUUGGCUAUUCCGGAAUUGAAUAAGCUGUUCAUGAGGUUCCGAUCAGGAGAAACAGUGAUUUUGUCGGAUAUAGAAAAAGCUUUUCUGAUGGUUUAUUUGGAAGAAGAAGACCGAGACUACACAAGAGUCUUAUGGUUGAAAGAUUUCAACAAACCAGCAACCAAGGACAAUCUUAUCGUCUACCGCUUCACUCGAGUAAUCUUUGGAUUGAUAUCGAGUCCAUUUCUUCUCGCAGAAACUAUCAUCCACCACUUGAGAUCAACCAAACACCCAAUGGCGGAAGAAAUCAUUCAAAAUAUAUAUGUCGACAACUUGGUGAUCACAACAGAUGAGCAAGAUGCGAAAAAGCUGAAAGAGAUUCAAACAGCGACAAAAGAUGUGUUCAAAGAAAUGUCAAUGAACAUCAGAGAAUUCUUGACCAAUAACGAACAAUUGGAGAAGAUGAUUGCACCGGAAGACAAGACCAAAGUAACUGAAAUGAAAUUUUUGGGAGUUACUUGGUGUUCAAAACAGGAUCUUCUGAAAAUUCAAUGCAUCAUCAAACCCACAACAAAAUGCUCUAAAAGAACAGUAUCAAGAACAAUUGGAACAAUAUUCGAUCCACAAGGAAUACUGGUACCAAUAUUGUUGCCAUUGAAAGUUUUCCUGGCCAAAUUAUGGGAAAAUAAUUUUAAUUGGGAACAAGAGUUACCAUCUGAUUUACAAAUGGAAUGGGAAAAUAUCAUCGAAAACAUCAAAAAUUUCGAGAAGAAUAUUCCACGGAAAAUAUUCCACAAAUCGGAUAAAAACAACCUGGUGGUAUUCACGGAUGCGAGCAAAUAUGCAUAUGCGUGUUGCGUUUAUGUGCAAAACAAAUAUGGAAAUCAUUUGGCAUUUGCAAAAUCAAAGCUCAAACAACCGAAAACCAACUGGACAAUUCCGAAAUUGGAAUUAGCUGGACUAAAAUUGGGAGUCGAAGCGAUGAAAAUCGUGGUAGACGCAAUGCAAAUUGGGAAUAUCCCAGUCAACAAAAUCACAAUCUUCUCGGACAGCCAAAUAGUUUUGGGAUGGAUCAAAGCCGCACCAGGCAAAAAGGAAGUUGGACAGUUCGUAUUCAACAGAAUCAUGGACAUCCGAAAGGACGUCGAAAACAUCGAGAACCAAAAGAUCGAUGUGGAAUUCGGACACGUCAAUACAACCCAAAAUCCAGCAGAUUUGGCAUCAAGAGGAUGCACACCAAUUGGAAUGACCGACAUUUGGUUCAAUGGUCCACAAUUCCUCCAACUCGAACCAUCGAAAUGGCCAGAAGCGAACAACAUGUUCAAGCCAAAUGAUGAGAUGGGAGAACUCGAGAAUAUCCACAUCAAUUUUGCCAACACAAUUGAGCAAGCCGAUGAUCAAAUGGCAUUUGAUUGCGACAAAACGUUGAAUCUAUCAAAACAGAUCCGGAUUGUGGCGUAUGCUAAUCGAUUCAUUCGAAGAUGCUUGAAAAACUCAGCGGAGUCAACAAAACAAAAAAUAUUCCGGAAAAUACCUGAACUGGAUAUCGAGGAACCAAAAACAAACAUCCUGGAGGCAAAUGAGAUGAACAACGCCGAAAUUAUGUUCAUAAGAGAUCAACAACAAGCAAUUUCCAUCAAAGAGAUCAAGAAAGCCAAAAACCUCAAUUUGAAAUUGGACGAAAAUGGAUUGCUACGAUGCCACGGAAGGUUGGCGAAUUCAGAAUUGCCAAGAAAUGCAAGAGAACCAAUCUUCAUCGGAAAUAAAUCGAGAUUAUUCAGAUUUGGUGAUUGUCAUAUUGAUCCAUUCCUUCCAUAA